AUGGUGGAAGAAACGCGACAAGUGCAAGGGCAGGAGGUCCGUGACGAUGGUGCUGAAUGUAGUGCUUUGAGUGCAAACAAAGGCAAGUAUAAUAAAAGUCAAAAAUACUUGAACAAAAAUGAUAAUACAAAACCAGGAGAAUGCAAUCACUGUAAGAAAUCAGGACACUGGAAAAGGGACUGCAGGAUAUUCAAAAAGGAACAAGAAGAAAAGAAAUCAACUUCCCGUUUGGCGCUUAUUGGUGUACAAAAAAAAAAUUGA
Molecule: messenger RNA, 261 nt
Organism: Macrosiphum euphorbiae (potato aphid)
Lineage: Eukaryota; Metazoa; Arthropoda; Insecta; Hemiptera; Aphididae
Source: the annotation of a GenBank genome assembly